CACACUGGUCAACACGCUAUGGAAAAGCCUAUAAAACAAGAAAUGUUUAUAAUAAAUGUUCAGGAAGAAGAGGCAAAGUGUACUGAAUCACAGUUGGAUAUAUUACUUAAAAUCCACGAUGGCCAGUACAGACUAGUAAAGAAGAAGAAACGCAGCUCUGUGUGGAACGUGUACAGGGAAAUUGCCCGUCCGGACGGCACUAAGCUAAAGUGGAGAUACUAUUGCUUGGGAUGCAAGCGUGUAAUGCAAUCAACUGGAGGUACUACAUCCAAUCUGCGUAUACACAAAUGUCAUGUACGUUACCUGAAGCAGCACGGCAAGGAUGGGGAGUCGCCAAAGAAAUCACAAAUCCGUGACAGUGAGCAAAGGACGCCAAUGACAACGGGUAAGCGUCAAAUUCAAACCUACAAUGAUUUCGUAGAUACAAAAGCAGAGUACAGCGAUGAGGAAGACUACGAGGAACUCAACAUCACACCAGCUUCAAAUAUAGAGAUUGAGCAAAUUGGUUCACAGGAAGAAAAUCACACGUCCACUGAGAGACCACUUAUUAAGUUAUUCUCGGAGGAUGAGGUUUGGUCACCCGAGGUCACCGAAGAGCAUCCCAUCGAGAUAGAUAAUGUGACUGAAGACGUAUCGAUAGACUUCAGUAAGGAAACCAUCCAUCCUAAUUCCUCCCAAGAAAUUCACAUUGAUGCCAGUGCAAUCUCUGAAGCCGAAAGCUAUGCCCGGGCCUGGGCUCACGCAUUCCUUAAAUUGAGCGAAGAGCAGAAAUUCUUUGCGAAACGCUCAAUUGAUGAGCUUUUGGUAUUGGGAAGAUUGGAACGACUGAAUAUAUCGACGGUGACAUCGCUGACAACCAACUUAUAAAGCUCGAAUUAUCAACUAUAAAACAUGGCUAACAUAAGCUUGAUAUUUAGUUUUAUAUAAGCAUAUAUAAACUACGA
Drosophila arizonae is the source of this 944-nucleotide messenger RNA. RefSeq lists its product as uncharacterized. Gene Ontology annotation, molecular function: DNA binding. Lineage: Eukaryota; Metazoa; Arthropoda; Insecta; Diptera; Drosophilidae. The record is from RefSeq and is a predicted model, not a curated record.